GAUUUGAAAUCGUUACUUCGGGACUGAUGUUGAAACUGGAGCUAGAGUUAGUUCCCCUGUCAGUUAAUUGUUCAGCCUUCCCAAUUGACAGCUGACGUUUCAUUCACACCUGUUAUUAUUUGACAUGUCUCAUUGUAUUUAAGGGAAUCGAAUGAAAUUUAGAUUAAAUGUGUAAUGUAAUAGGUACAACACAAAGCGUAUUAUGAUGUGCUCUACACUGGCUCUGUAUCAAUAUAGCAUCGGAUGACAUUGACAGAAGAGAAUUCUGAACUUUAGAUGUAUUGUCACUUUCAACAUUUCAAUGUUAAGAGGAAAUAUUCUACAGAACAGAUACAACCCUCUUUAUAUAAAUCUAUGGUGAAUUGUUGUGAAAUAUUUUCUCUCAGCUGAGAUUAACAGGGAAAUUCUCCUUAUGAAACUGUCUUCAAUGUAUAUGACAUUUAUUUGUGUUGAAAUAAAUUUGCAAAGUAGAUGAGAACAUCUUUAGGCACCAACAAAGAUUAAAUUUACUGGAAAUAAGCAGCAGAGUUAUUUGUUAUAUUUAAACUUGAGGUACAAACAAGAAAAAUAACCAUACAUUGUGGCAAUAGAAAAAUAACAGAAAAAGGAACUAUUUAACAAGCUUGAAGUGAAUUAUAUUCUGCAGAAGAAGUUCUGAAAGAGAUAAGAAUAUUGUUGUCUGACCAUACAACCUGCAAAUUGUCACUCUGUCAAAAAACAUUACAUCUCGACUUGCAGAUGCAGUUGUACAGAAAGGAGACCAAACAACUUUGGUGUUUGUAGUACAUCAUUCUCUGAGUAACGUAACUUGACUAUGCCUAAAUAUAUUCAUAAAGCAGAGAAACCUUUUCGCUGUGAUAUAUGUGGUAAAACUUUUGCACAUGCUGGAAACUUCGCUAUUCACAGUCGGACUCAUACAGGGGAGAAACCAUUUCACUGCGAUAUCUGUGGUAAAUCCUUUAUUCAUACAGGACAGUUGAAUUUUCACAAACGGAUUCAUACAGGAGAAAAGCCCUUUCGCUGUGAUAUCUGUGGUAAAUCAUUUAUUCAUACAGGUCAGUUGAAUAUUCACAAACGUAUUCAUACUGGCAAGAAGCCAUUUCGCUGUGAUAUCUGUGGUAAAUCAUUUCCUUAUGGAAAUAGCUUAACUAUUCACAAACGGACUCACACCGGAGAGAAGCCAUACCAUUGUGAUUUAUGUGGUAAAUCAUUUUCUCAUGCAAGUAGCUUAACUUUACACAAACAGGUUCAUACAGGAGAGAAGCCAUUUUGCUGUGAUAUUUGUGAUAAAUCAUUCUCCUGUAAAGGUGUGUUAACUGCCCACAAACAGUCUCAUACAGGAGAAAAGCCAUUUAGCUGUGAUAUCUGUCAUAAAACAUUUUCCCGUAAAGGUGUGUUAACUGCCCACAAACGGAUUCAUAGAGGAGAAAGAUCAUAUUGUGAUAUCUGUGGAAAAUCAUUCUCUCAUCCAUACAGCGUAAUUCUUCACAAACGGAUUCAUACCAAAGAGAGGCCAUACCGCUGUGAUAUUUGUGGUAAAUCAUUUACCCGUGGAGAUACCUUAACUGUUCACAAACAGGUUCAUACCGGAAAGAAGCAGCAGUGUGAUAUCUGUAAUAAAUCGUUAUCUGUAAGUGGUAACUUAACCGAACACAAAUAUACUCAUGAAAAGGAGAAACAAGAUGAUUGCAACAUCAAAUGUAUUCAUGAAAGAGGGAAACCAUACUGCUGUGAUAUAUGUGGUAAAUCAUUCUCUCAGAAUGGUGGCUUGACUGUUCACAAACGUAUUCAUACAGGAGAAAAGCAAUAUCGCUGUGAUAUCUGUGGUAAGUUAUUACCUCACAAAAGUGCCCUAACUGCACACAAACGCAUUCAUACAGGAGAAAAACCAUAUCGCUGCGAUAUAUGUGGUAAAUCCUUCUCUCAGAGAGGGGACUUAAAUAAACACAAAUAUAUUCAUACUGGAGAGAAACUAUUUUGCUGUGCUGUCUGUGGUAAGUCAUUUUCGCAAAGUAGUAACUUAAGCACACAUAAACGGAUUCAUACACGAGAGAAGUGAUAUCUGUGGCAUAUUCUCUUCAAAUCAUUAUUUUGCUGAGCAUAACUGCAUCGACCCAUGAGAAAAACCAUUUCACUGUGAUAUCUGGUAAAUCAUUCUCUCAGAUGAGACUUAGAUAAACAAAUUUAUUCAUAGAAGAGAAAAGCCUAAUAUCUGAUAUUUGUGGUUAAUUAUUCUCUCCUAAUAAAAAUGGGUUUUUACUAUACAGGUGUUUAUCCAUACAGAAGAAUAAAAACUGUAUUGUCCAAAGUCUGCAAUAACAAUCUUCAAAUAUUUAAUAUUUUAUUAAAAAGUGAUGAAUUGACUCAGUAAUUUCAGUGUGAGACGAAAUAUCUUCUUGUGGCACUUAUUCCAGAUUCUUGCAUUCAUCAUCUUCAUUAUUAUUUCACUUAAAUUUCCAUGUUUGCAAGAGUCAGACAAAAUUUAAUGGAGCAAAUUUUCUGCAGCCGAAUGUUAAAGAAACCGACUUCUCCGUUCUUGUAAGUUUGUGAAUUUCUGCUACUCAAUAACUUUGCUUCCAACUUUCCCUAACCUCUUCAUGCCUUAUAAGGACCAACUCCAAUGUAUGGAAAUGAAAAAAAGGGUUUCUCAUUUCCACAAAGACAAUCGUUCUGAUCCCAAUCACUUGCAUCAUCUCAAUAAAUGACAGAAACAAUUAGAAACAAGUAUCUCAUUCAUGAACCAUUUUCAUCUAUUUCUUUUUUCUCUGACUGUCACUACUAUGGUUCCUGUAGAGCCAAACGUAGAAGAGACUGGCUCUUGUAUGCUGUUCAUCUAUGGUCUGCUGCAUUUGUCAAAUUUAGCUUUAGCGUAUCUUGGUUAGGACAUUGAGUUUUAUAAACCCCAUAUGAAGCCAUGUAACACAUUGAAUUUAGAUUUGAUUAAUUAAUUAAUUACACCUUUCUUUCCUCCCAUAGUCAAUUAUGUUUAAUUAUACAGCUUGAGAUCUAUGUAAAAAUGAUCAGUGAGUUGUAUAAUGGAAAUAAAACCAAUUUGAAGCAAUUGCAAA
This is a messenger RNA of Octopus bimaculoides (California two-spot octopus), 3068 nucleotides long. RefSeq lists its product as uncharacterized. NCBI's taxonomy places the organism in Eukaryota, Metazoa, Mollusca, Cephalopoda, Octopoda, Octopodidae. The record is from RefSeq and is a predicted model, not a curated record.